Grosmannia clavigera kw1407 is the source of this 1248-nucleotide messenger RNA. RefSeq lists its product as uncharacterized. Bases 1 to 1248 code for a protein of 415 amino acids. The transcript has a single exon. NCBI's taxonomy places the organism in Eukaryota, Fungi, Ascomycota, Sordariomycetes, Ophiostomatales, Ophiostomataceae. The record is from RefSeq and is a predicted model, not a curated record.
AUGGCCUUUCACCUCUUCGGCCGUCUCCCGCCCGAGAUCCGUGCCAUGGUCUGGGAGCAGGCCCUGCCCGACGCCCGCGUGUACGAGGUCCUGGACGUGCCGGGCGCCCGCCAGACUAUGGCAGCGGCAGCCGGGCUCAUGUUUGCGCAGGCCCACGACACGCCACCGCCGGCACUGGCGGCCGUCUGCAUCGAGGCCCGCCGCCUGGUACUGGCACGCUACCGUCCGCUGCGGCUGGGCACCACGACCAAACACGUCGACCUGACGCGCGACCUGCUGCUGCUGGAGCCGUACCUGCUGCGGCGCCGGCUGCUGCGCACGCUGCGCUUUCUGGGGCGCAUCCCGCUGGUGCGCGACAGCCUGGUGACGCUGGCCCUGGGGACGAGCUACGGCGCGCACACCGGGGAGGUCUGUCACCCGGUUCUGGGCCGACUGGCGCCAGCCUGCACAGCUCGUCUGCUGGCGGCGCUGGGCCGGUUUGUCCGGCUGCGGACGCUCUUGUUUGUGGUGCACCAAGAGUUUCAGUUUGAGACGCCGACGAGCUCGACGAGCGUGAGCGAAGGAGGGGAAGAGGAAGACGGAGAGGGAGGGAGACACGCAAAGAUGGCAGCCCACCCCCAGAUCAUCCACCAGGCCUACCGCUUCCAGUUCGACAUCGAGGCCAGCAUCAACCGCCAGCCCCGACGCCGUCCCCACCUGAACGAGCUGCUCUACUACCCGCUCGAGCACGGCAGUACGACCGCCAGCGCCGACACUCCCGACAGCGACGACGACUGGGACAUGCUCUUGCGCGGGGCCGCCGCCACGAUCGCGGCUGGCGGCAGCCUCAGCGACGACGCGGCCGACUGCGACCCGUGGCCGACCAACGACGAGUGGCGCCGGUUCAAGCGGCGCUUCCAGCGGUCUGUCGUGGCGGCCGUGGUGGGCGGUGGUGGUGGCAGCGACGACCAAAAACAACGGCAUCGCUGCGGCAGCGGCGACAGCAGCAGCAGUAGCAGCUGUGGUGACAGCAGCAGCUGUGGCGGCUAUGGCUAUAGUGGCUACAGCGGUCACAACAACUAUCAUCACUAUACUCCCUAUGCUGGCCCGCAGGACUAUCUCGACAGCGGCCGGCUGCACGGCGGUCGGGCAGGCAGCGUGGCCGGCGGCAGGCGCGGUGACCGGCGGCUGCAGCGGCAGUGCGUGCGGCGACACAACCUGCCGGCGAUCAAGGGGGCCAGCUUGCUGUGGCGAUAUCUGCGAGAAUGA